Molecule: messenger RNA, 258 nt
Organism: Penicillium cinerascens
Lineage: Eukaryota; Fungi; Ascomycota; Eurotiomycetes; Eurotiales; Aspergillaceae
Exons: 1
Coding region: 1-258 (85 amino acids)
Source: RefSeq, a predicted model, not a curated record
AUGGAUGUGGUUUUCAGCUUGCAAGCCUUGUUUGUUCUUUUGGCCAGGGCUGUGUUGACUGAAUCAUCUGCCAUGAAGGCUGUGAUGGUAGUGGUGGGCUUACUAUCUUUCGUUCACAUUGAGAUGGUCACGGUUCUCAGCGGGGAGCAUCCAAGAAUCAUGGCCGUUGGUAUCGACAAGCUGAGUAGCUGUGUCGUCAACCACGAUUGGACUCCCGUGAGAUGGCGGAUCUACCGGUGCAGCAGAAGCAGCGAGUAG